GCCUGGGGAAAAGGGAUGAAUGUUAAUUUCAAAGAUGGCGGCGGAAGGAGGAGGGAAGGAGAUGAACGAAAUUAAAACUCAAUUCACUACUCGGGAAGGUGUCUACAAACUCCUCACUCACUCCGAAUACAGCCGUCCCAACAGGGUGCCUUUCAACUCGCAGGGCUCCAACCCGGUUAAGGUCUCCUUCGUGAACGUCAACGACCAGUCGGGUAACGGCGACAGGAUCUGUUUCAAUGUGGGCCGUGAGCUCUACUUCUACAUCUACAAAGGCGUCAGAAAGGCUGCUGACUUAAGCAAGCCCAUAGAUAAACGCAUUUACAAAGGGACGCAGCCCACGUGUCAUGACUUCAACCAUCUCACGGCGACGGCGGAGAGUGUGUCCCUGCUGGUGGGGUUCUCAGCAGGACAGGUACAGCUCAUCGACCCCAUCAAGAAGGAGACAAGUAAACUUUUCAAUGAGGAGAGACUAAUAGACAAGUCCAGAGUGACGUGUGUGAAAUGGGUGCCAGGCUCUGAGAGCUUGUUCUUGGUCUCGCAUGCCAGUGGAAAUAUGUACCUCUACAAUGUGGAGCAUACCUGUGGUACCACAGCACCACACUACCAGCUGCUCAAACAGGGGGAGAACUACUCUGUACACACUUGCAAAAGCAAAUCCACGCGGAACCCUCUCCUGAAGUGGACAGUAGGGGAGGGAGCUCUAAAUGAGUUUGCUUUCUCUCCAGAUGGGAAAUUCCUUGCCUGUGUAAGCCAAGAUGGCUUCCUAAGGGUGUUUAACUUUGAUGCUGUGGAGCUUCACGGCACCAUGAAGAGCUAUUUUGGUGGCUUGUUGUGUGUGUGCUGGAGCCCUGAUGGAAAGUACAUAGUGGCUGGUGGAGAGGACGAUUUAGUGACUGUGUGGUCUUUCUUGGACUGCAGAGUCAUCGCUCGAGGUCACGGCCACAAGUCAUGGGUGAGUGUGGUGGCGUUUGACCAUUACACAACCAGCGUGGAGGAAAGUGACCCAAUGGAGUUCAGUGGCAGCGAUGAGGACUUCCAGGAUCAGAUGAUCCACUUUGGAAGAGACAGGGCCAACAGUACCCAGUCUCGACUUUCCAAGCGCAACUCUACGGAUAGUCGACCUGUUAGCGUAACAUACCGGUUUGGCUCAGUGGGCCAGGACACUCAACUGUGCCUGUGGGACCUUACUGAGGACAUCCUUUUCCCCCAUCUUCCUCUUUCAAGGACACGAACACAUACUAAUGUGAUGAAUGCUACUAGCCCUCCUGCUACAAUUAUCACCAACACCUCUAGUAACACUACUAAUGGAAACGACAGUGGUGCCAAUACUCCUGGCAUUAACUCUGUCUCUGCUACAUUACCACGCUCCAACAGCCUGCCCCAUUCAGCCGGCACCACAACAGCAAACAGUACCAACAAGGCCAGCAGCGGGGGCGGUGGAAUCAGCAGUGGUAUUAUGGACAGUGCUAUUGCUACUGGCGUGAGUAAAUUUGCCACGCUCUCACUCCAUGAUCGGAAGGAGCGCCACUACGAAAAGGACCACAAGCGCAACCACAGCAUGGGUCACAUCAGCAGCAAGAGCAGCGACAAGCUCAACCUGCUGACGAAAACCAAAACGGACCCUGCUAAGACUCUGGGCACGUUGCUUUGCCCGCGCAUGGAGGACGUGCCUCUUCUGGAGCCCCUCAUCUGUAAAAAAAUAGCACACGAGAGACUAACUGUACUCAUAUUUUUAGAAGACUGUUUAGUGACUGCUUGUCAGGAAGGAUUUAUUUGCACAUGGGCGAGGCCAGGCAAAGUGGGUUUACUGUCAUCUCAAAACCAAGCCAGCUCUCCCAGUGGAACAGUAGUAUAGCCACAAUAUUUCUGCUGCUAAAGAACCCUGCAACCCAGAGUCUGAUGCUGCUCUUCACCCUGCAAGCAUUGCAAGUUUUUCUUUUCUUUUUCUUUAUAUAUAUAUAUACAUUAUUUUUUUACCCUUCCCUCUCCCAGUUUUGUUGAUGGCUUUUCUGUUUUUGCUUAUCACUCACUUGACUUGGAGGUCAACAGGACAGUUUAGUGCAAUGUUUUUGACUGUUGCUCUAUUCUCUGGAGUUUCAACAUAUUUUAGUUUUUUUCCCAUCAGAUCUAAUCAGACUGUUCUCCUCUGUGGAAUUAAAGCUCAGCUUUGUUAAAUGCAGACCACACAGUUGUGUCUUGAGAUUAAAAUAAUAGUUUCUUAUUACAUAUAUCCCAUUUUAAAAGCCUUUAUACCUGAUCCUGUCAAGGUUCAGAGUCACUGACUAAAAUCUAAAUUUAGGAAAAACUGUCCUUUUCAUGAACAAAUGUGUCUGAAAAAAAUGGUAUCCAUCCACGUUCACCCGCCACGUCUCUUUUCUUGUCUAGAAUCUCCCGGUUGACGACUUUGCACUGAUUGUUUUUUUUUAUAACUACUCUAAUGGAACAAAAGCGGUUGAGGAUUGCCUUGUUGCACUUGGCUUUAACAUCCUCAGUCUUGAAGUCUGACUCUAUAAAGCAGGAUGCUGCAGUUAUAGACUUUUUAAAGAAUAAAAAAAUGGUUUGCACUUAAAUUUAGAUUAUUAGAAAAAUAAUUGCUUUACAUUUUUGGGUGUGAUAAAAACUCAUAAAUGUCUAACACAGUAGAU
This is a messenger RNA of Nematolebias whitei (Rio pearlfish), 2645 nucleotides long. It is a transcript of the gene wdr20a, whose product is annotated as WD repeat domain 20a. NCBI's taxonomy places the organism in Eukaryota, Metazoa, Chordata, Actinopteri, Cyprinodontiformes, Rivulidae. Gene Ontology annotation, molecular function: protein binding. The record is from RefSeq and is a predicted model, not a curated record. The transcript has 4 exons. The coding region runs from base 20 to 1855 and encodes 611 amino acids.